AUGCUCGUCAACCUCUUCUUGCUCAUCGUGGCAGCGAAAGAAGCCCUAAGCUGUGCACGACAUGACAAUAGUCAACGCCAUCCGCAUCUAGGCAAACGCCAGACUACGACUAAUCCGGGACGUGCUGUAACAGACUGGCGUUAUGAGGCGUCCUUCAACUGGGGCCUCCUCAAUCCAAACUACGCUCUAUGUCAACAAGGAACUCAGCAAUCUCCAAUCGCGUUAGGUUUGAAUCAAGGCAUUUCACAGGCCCACCAACCAUAUUUCGAGGGUUAUACUGGAAACGUUACGGGUAAUUAUUUCAACUGGGGCUAUGGUCCGGCCUUCACUUUAUCCCAUCCCGAGGAUGAAUACACGGGUCUUCCCAGCAUGACCUUCGACAACGAAACGCUCUAUCUUCGUGGAUGGCAUCUUCAUGCUCCUGCCGAUCAUAGCGUUGGGGGCGACCGGUCGAAAGCCGAACUGCAUAUGGUGCACGUGAACGAGGAAGGCGAGGAGGGUGCCGUGCUCGCCAUUCGCCUUGAUCCCGGUGCCUCUCCUUCGCCCUUUUUUGCUCAAUUGCCACCAAUGAUUGGCUUCAAUGACACCACGCAAAUCAUGGGAGUGGAUAUCAAUCCGCGAUUGGCACUGGGCGGCGUGAAUGAGUUCAACGAAUUUUGGACGUAUCAGGGAAGCUUGACAAGUCCACCCUGCAAAGAAGGUAUCAGGUGGUUUAUCGCUCGAUCCAUCUUGUUCACCAGUGUCGAUCAGAUGAAAGAGAUUUUAGGAGCGAGUACAUAUUCGGCGAGGGCGGAACAGGAAGUGUGGCUGCAUCAGAUCAACGUCUGA
Endocarpon pusillum Z07020 is the source of this 828-nucleotide messenger RNA. RefSeq lists its product as uncharacterized. The record is from RefSeq and is a predicted model, not a curated record. Gene Ontology annotation, molecular function: zinc ion binding; carbonate dehydratase activity. The transcript has 2 exons. Bases 1 to 828 code for a protein of 275 amino acids. NCBI's taxonomy places the organism in Eukaryota, Fungi, Ascomycota, Eurotiomycetes, Verrucariales, Verrucariaceae.